Messenger RNA from Beauveria bassiana ARSEF 2860, 417 nucleotides. RefSeq lists its product as uncharacterized. Gene Ontology annotation, cellular component: preribosome, large subunit precursor. Lineage: Eukaryota; Fungi; Ascomycota; Sordariomycetes; Hypocreales; Cordycipitaceae. The transcript has 2 exons. Bases 1 to 417 code for a protein of 138 amino acids. The record is from RefSeq and is a predicted model, not a curated record.
AUGGCCAAGAGCGGGCGUUCAAGCACUCGCAAAGCGAACAACAGGCGCCUGGCGGCCACAGUCUUCGGCCCUGCCGAGACUGCUCGCGCCGAGCGCCUGUCGGCCAAACUGCAGGAACUGGCCAAGCAGCCCAAACCCGAGACGUCCGAUGCCAACAUGGAGGGUAAGUCCGACGAGAUCACAAAGAAGCCUCCAUCGAGUGAAACUAAUUCAAGUGCGCCAACAAAAGACGCCGACGUCGAGGCAGAAGCUGCCGAUGCCGGUGACGCCGUUGCCAUGGAUGUCGACAAGAAGCGCGCAGCAUCAAAGCGCAUCGGCCGAAAGCGAAUCGAUAAGCGAAAGCCGAAGAAGGCCUCCAUCGUGUUCCCCAAGUACAGCGACAGGGUCAAGGCCAAGAAGAACAAGAAGAAGGCAUAA